UAUUUCAAUAUAUCGAUAUAGUAUCAACAAUCCUAACAACAACAACAGCUCCUGAAUUAGAUAUUAUUAUUAAGGAAAUAUGAGGCUAAGGCUCUUGCUGGCUGUGUUCGUCUGCUUUGCUGAUGCAUACAGGCCGGUUGUGAUACUCCACGGAAUCCUGUCGGGCGCGGAUUCAAUGGACUUUUUGGUGCGGGAAAUCGAAGAGCUCCAUCGGGGCACAAUCGUCUACAACUGCGACAAAUUCAGCGGGUGGUACAGCCUGGAGAAUGCCUGGCGGCAGGUCGAGCAGAUUCGGGAUUAUUUGAGCGAUGUUGGUAAAAAGCACCCGGAAGGAAUCAAUGUGUUGGGCUACUCCCAGGGCGGACUCUUGGCCCGUGCGGCCAUCCAAAGUCUGCCCGAUCACAAUGUAAAGACCUUCAUUUCCCUAUCUUCGCCUCAAGCGGGUCAAUACGGAACCAGCUUCCUGCAUCUGAUAUUUCCGGAUCUGGCGGCGAAGACCGCUUUUGAGCUAUUCUACACAACGGUAGGGCAGCACACAUCGGUGGGCGGGUACUGGAACGACCCGCAUAAACAGUCACUGUAUUUGAAAUACAGCGAAUUCCUGCCGCUGAUCAACAAUGAGAAGCAGUCCUCCAACUCCACCUCCUUCAAAAUGGGCAUGGUGCGUCUCAGCAAGCUGGUCAUGGUCGGCGGCCCCAACGACGAUGUGAUAACGCCCUGGCAAUCCAGCCACUUUGCCUACUACGACGAGGACUUGGACGUGAUUCCGUUCAACAAGCGGAAGCUCUUCACUGACGACUUGAUCGGCACUAGGACGCUCCAAGAGGCCGGGAAACUUAUCAUCAUAGUCAAACCCCAUGUCCAUCAUUUGGCAUGGCACACCAACAGAGCCGUAAUACAUCAAGUUAUCUUGCCAUACCUGGACUGAUCGAUCUGAUGAGAACUACCUGGACUAAAGCGAAGACCAAAGGGCUGUGAUCGGAAUGGCGGGCGCACUCAUUCAUCAACAAGCAAUAAUGUGAAAUUGCCAUUACACUCUGGCAUACAGGGCACACAAUGAUCUUUCAUAGACAAUUUAGCAUUAGGUGAUUUACAAAGAUUUACAUUAAUCCAAACGCGGAAGAUUUA
This is a messenger RNA of Drosophila pseudoobscura, 1128 nucleotides long. RefSeq names its product palmitoyl-protein thioesterase 2 (gene Ppt2). Bases 80 to 928 code for a protein of 282 amino acids. Gene Ontology annotation, cellular component: lysosome. The record is from RefSeq and is a predicted model, not a curated record. Gene Ontology annotation, molecular function: thiolester hydrolase activity; palmitoyl hydrolase activity. The transcript has 5 exons. NCBI's taxonomy places the organism in Eukaryota, Metazoa, Arthropoda, Insecta, Diptera, Drosophilidae.